AUGGGAUGGGUCAGGUCAGCCCCCCAUUCCCCAAUUGACAUCCCCAUGGCCUUCUCCCUCUCAGCUAAAACCUCACUCCCUCUUAACAUCCUUCCCAUGACCUCCCCAUGCCCUCCCCGUGCUCGCACCCCUGCCUUGCUCCCCCCUUGCCUUUUGGUGCCGCCCGCUAUCAGGUUUGAUCUGCGCAUAUCUGAGUUUGCCGCCCGCAAGUUCCAGCGGGACGGCAUCACUGUUCACACGCACGCGCGCGUCACGGCUGUCACUCCGCGCGCUCUCCAUGUGCGGGAGACGAGCAGCAGCAGGGAGAGCGGCAGCAGCGAUGGCAGCAAGAGUGGAGUGCACGGCCGCAGCAGUGCGGAGAGCAGUAGUGGUGGAAAGAGCAGCGGGGAGAGGGAGGUGCCGUAUGGAGUGGUGGUGUGGGCAACAGGCAUCACGGCGCAUCCCCUGGUUGUGAAGCUGAGGGAGCAACUUGGGCAGCACCACAAGCGAGCAUUGGAGGUGGACGAGUGGAUGGCACACCACAAGCGAGCAUUGGAGGUGGACGAGUGGAUGGCAGUGAGGGGCGCAGAGGCGGGCAGCAUGUGGGCGCUGGGCGACUGUGCUGCCAUUCACCACCGCCCCUUCACGACUGUGCUGCCAUUCACCACCGCCCCUUCACGACUGUGCUGCCAUUCACCACCGCCCCUUCACGACUGUGCUGCCAUUCACCACCGCCCCUUCACGACUGUGCUGCCAUUCACCACCGCCCCUUCACGACUGUGCUGCCAUUCACCACCGCCCCUUCACGACUGUGCUGCCAUUCACCACCGCCCCUUCACGACUGUGCUGCCAUUCACCACCGCCCCUUCACGACUGUGCUGCCAUUCACCACCGCCCCUUCACGACUGUGCUGCCAUUCACCACCGCCCCUUCACGACUGUGCUGCCAUUCACCACCGCCCCUUCACUCUCAUCUCUUUCCCUUGUCUCCGACAGUUAUUGCCGUCCCUUUCCUUGCACUCUCUCCUCCCCUCUUUCUCCCCCCUCCCCUCUUUCUCCCCGCUCCCCCCCCCCCCCCCCCCCUUUCUCCCCCCUCCCCCAUCCGCCCCUUCAUGUCCCCUCACGUCGCGCCUCCGUUUUCCCGCCUCUUUCCCCCACCGCUACGCCCCGUCCAACCCCUCGCAUGAUCAUUGUGCGUGCAGGACGAGGCAGCUCGCAUAUUCCUUACUCUCGCCUUCUUCCCUGUCCUUCCAUGCCCCGCCCCGUCUCCCAUGUCACCACUCUGCUCCUCUCACUGUGCGGCCAGGACGACACAGCGCGCAUAUUUCGAGCCUUUGACACCAACGGGGAUGGCUGCCUCUCGCCCUCCGAGACCAAGGCAGCCCUGCGAGCCCUCCAGCAGCGCUACCCGCAUGCUGCCGCUCUGCUCAGGUCACGGGACCGCAUGGCACAGCUCGUUCAGGUACACCCCUGUCCCUUUUCCUGCUGCCACCCAGUCUCUGAGUCCAAGACGACUCCCGGCGCAUUGGCAGGAUGCAUUGCACGCGGACAGCAAGGCAGGAGCACCGCCAGGCACAGGGGAGCACCGCCAGGCACAGGGGAGCUGGGAAAUGAGGGGGGCGAGCAGCAGGCGUGCGAGGGCAGGGAGCUGUCUCUGGAGCAGUUUGAGGCGGUGCUGCGGCGGGUGGAGGGGCAGAUGAAGACCCUGCCGGCCACGGCACAGGUGGCAGCGCAGCAGGGGCAGUACGUGGCGCGCUGCUUUAAUCGCCUGCUGGACCCGGGGUUGACCCCGGAGGGGCCGCUGAAGCUGCGAGGGGAGGGCCGGCAUCUGCUGCAGCCAUUCCGCUACGUCCAUUUGGGGCAGUUCGCCCCGCUUGGGUCGGAGACCAUGGCAGCAGAGCUGCCUGGCGACUGGGUCAGCAUCGGCCGGUCCACUCAGUGGCUCUGGUACUCCGUGUAUGCCAG
Closterium sp. NIES-65 is the source of this 1943-nucleotide messenger RNA. The record is from the annotation of a GenBank genome assembly. NCBI's taxonomy places the organism in Eukaryota, Viridiplantae, Streptophyta, Zygnematophyceae, Desmidiales, Closteriaceae.